ACGUGGGAUGGCGUGGCGUGCGGUGGGCUGAGUGUCUACGCAGACAAUUGAAUUAAAUGGAAAAACAUAUGCUCACAUAUUUGACAUAUGGCGUGGAGUGGCUUGUUGCUAGUGGGUUUCGGACUUUAUACCCAAGCAAUCACGAGAGAUGGCAAUAAAUGUUUUAGAUUUUAAUUUAGUGAAAUAUUUGGAUAAUGAAUUAUGUGCUUUAUGACUUAAACUAAUAUCAUAUUUAUUGAAAUAAUUCGAUAAUUGUUGGGAAAGUCCUUGUACAUAAGCAGUAAUGCAAUCAUCUAUAUAUCGGAAAAAGGAUGGAAUAUUUAUAUCAAGUUUGCUUAGGACAGUUUCCUCAAGAUCUUCCAUUAACAAUUGUGCUAUAACACCUGAAAUGGAAACCCACAUAGCACAACCAUCAAUUUGUUUGUAUAUUUCAUUUUCAUAUUUGAAGUACGUUGUUGUAAGGGUGAGUUCUAUAGCUUUCAUAAAUUCGUUUUGAGGUAUUUCUGUAUAUUCUUUUUUGUCCCAUUUUUUAAUUAAUAUAUUUUUCACAAUGGUAAUGUAUAUAAAGAAACCACAUCUAACAAAAUAAAUACAUAUUCGUUAGGAAUUUUUAUACUUUUAAUUUUUUCUUUGAAAUCCCAUGUAUUUAAAUAUAGUAUUUGUUUUGAUAUAAAUUUUUAUUCAAAAUAUUUUUCAAUUAGAUAAUGGGGUGAGAGAAGUUUGAAUACUUGAAACAAUCGGUCGAAGGGGGAUGUCAGGUUUAUGCAGUUUUGGUAAACCAUAUAUUUUAGGGGGUAAGGCAUUGUGAAUUUCCAAUUUUUUGCGUCUGAUGGCGAAAUAAAAAGUUGUUUUUCCCAAGAUCGAGUUUAGAUCAUUAUUUUGUUUUUGAUGAGAAUUCGUAGAGUCUUGUUUAAUUUUUUUUUAUAAGUUGUCUCAGCGUUUCAUAAUUUCAUCAUUUUAUCAUAAUAAUCUUUUGAUUUCAUGAUAACAGUUUUAUUUAGAUUUAUCUGCUUUUCAAAAUUUUGAGAUUUCUAUUUUUAUUUAUGAAUUCUUUGGUUUUAGUUAUAUUUUGAGGUUCGAUAUUGUUUUGUUGUCUUUUAUUUUUCAAUUUAUUUUUGAAAUCAGAUCUUAUUUUAUUUUGAAUUUCGUUAUUUAGAUUAUUGGUGUUGCAUUCAAUAUUACAUAAUAUAUUUGUCACAGGUAAUUGUUUGUCACUAGAAUUAUUUUGUGCAAAAUGGGGACCUAAAGAUAAAACUUCUUUCACUUCAUCUGGUAUAACAGUAUCAGUUAAAUUCUAGAUGCAUUUUGAUUUUAUUUCAUUUGUAUUUUCAGCAAUAGGUUGUUGUUUUAUUAGCUUAUCAAUUUUCUUCAAUUUUUUUUCUCUGCAUUUAUUAAAAAGUGAUUCAGUUCUUUUUCGUUAAAUUUUUGGUAAAUAUUAAUAGGAAUUACUUCAUCUAUUUUAACUGUUAUGUUUUUUAAAUUAUUUUCUAAUUUUCUUAUCAGAGUAGUUGUUUCGGUAAUAGAUAGUUGUAUGACUUGAAAAAUAAAUCUAGAUAAAACGUGAUUUUGAUAUUCAUGCUGCAGGCGACUAUUUGUAAAUUUUAUAUAUGGGAUAAUUUUAAAUUUAGAAAUGUAGUGUCAACAAAGACUGCUACAGAGAAUAGAGAAAAUACGACAAAAAAUCUAUUCAAAUGUUGUAAAUAAUUCAUUAUUCCAAAAAUUAUACUAUUAAUAUUCAUGUCCACAAUAUUACUCUAUUUUUAUAAAUGAUUAUUAGUUUGGCAUUGUUGAUGAAAUAAAAAACUAAAGUUCUUUCCUGUUUUUAGUUGAAACUUCAUGAAUAUAGGUUUUUUAAGUCAACUAGUUACAUGUUUUAGUUGGCACAAAUUAUGACCACUCAAGGGUGGUAAGUUACAACCUGUCAUAUAAAGGGUAAUCAAUACCUAUUCUGUAAUUGUUAAUUGUUAAAUAUUUCCUUAGACAAGAGAAAAAUCACUGUAUGUACAAGUUUAUUCCUAGUAUAAAGUAAGAUAAUGGUACCUACAAAAAAGUGAAAGAAAGAGAGAUUCUCUGGGUAUAUUUUGAAUGGGAUGAAGUAGUUUUUAGAGAGAGAAAGGUUUAUUGGAAUUGACCCUGAUAUAGGGGCUGCUCCUCUGUAGGGCUGGGUUGGUGGUGAUAGGUUUGUCAUGGCACUGCUUCAGACUGAAAAAAGAAAAAAAAGGGAAGACCAAACGUGGCUCGAAGAAGAAGAAAAAAAAGCUAGAACAGGUUCACCAGGUUACAAGAAAACCGCAGAAAACCUGCAAUACCGUCGAUAAGUAUACCUAUAGUGGGACACUCAACUUUAUACCUCAAAAUUAAAGGUUGGGUACCUUAUAACCUUGAUCCGAUGAAAGGCCUUUGUAAACAUCUGCAAUUACAUUUUUUGGCAGUAUCUUGGUAUGUAACCUUUUUGUUCGGUUGUUAAUACAAUUUUGCGUUUUUUUCUUCGACAUUUUUUGACCUCGCUCAGGAAAUGGAUAAGGCGUAAGUAUAUUUCUACGAUUUUUUUUAUCUAUUGUUUUUAAUGUUAACGAUUUAUUUCAAAGAUUAAAUGAUUAGGUACACAUAUAAAAACCCUUUAGUUUUAGAGUAUUAAAUGUUAUUCAAAGUAGAUUUUCUAGGAUUAGAGGAGGAUGUCCUACUAUUGGCACACCCAAUAAGGGUUGCUCCAGUUGUGAACAGAGCAUUCCACUACUAAGAAAUUUUUAUUUUUAUUUGUUAAACUUGCUAUUAUGUUAAACUUACCAAAAGAAUAAUUUUUUAUAAGAAAAGAAAAGAAAAGUAAAUAGAUAUUCAAAAAUACCUACAGUAGUUCUAACCUCCAAACAUGAGAAAAUUCUGGUACAAUGGAUAAAGGCGAUAGCCAAGGCUGAUGACUAGUGUCACAAAGUUAGCCAAAGAUAUGGACAUAAGGCAUAAGGGAGAACCUUUUUUAUCCAAGAGACAUAUAGACUGUUGGUUUUAAAGUGUUUGAGACUACUUAAUGGAGAUACUUUAACCAACUCUUCCUGAGUAUUUAAUUCCGACAAAAAGGGUUUCUUCCUUAACCCCAAGCCUGUUAGGUCCUAAGGGUUCAAAAACAGUAUAUACAGGCAUUGGAUCAGAUCAGGAAUUAAAUCCAGUAGUGUUAAUAACCAAUAAUGCUGACUUUAGUCUUAAGUAUAACAUUUUAAAAUAUUUAAAUAAUGCGAUAGCAAAGCUUGAUAGUAUUGUGAGCAACCUGUCACAUAUUUUCAAUAUGGAACCUAGUUUAUAUACAUAUAUCAGAAUAUUAUAUUUUUAAUACGAAACUUUACAUGUUGACAAUAAAGAUGUAAAUAUGCUGAUUCAAUAGUGCUAUAUUUUAAAAUCUCUGUAUAUUAUACAUUUAAACUUACCUUAAGGUCUUUAGAAAAAGUACGCAUUUGUUCUUCGGUUGAAAGAACAAUUAUGUACAUAACAAGUAAAUACCAUUAUUGAAAUAGGAAUAAUGAAAUCGUAACAACCAAUUCUUUCAAAUUUAAACAUGUAAGCUGAUUAGGUUGACGUUGUCAACAAUAUUUAUUGCCAACAGAGGAACAACAGCGCUAAGUGAUAAUAAUCGAAACUAAAAUAAGGACUGUCAAGGAAUAUCAUUUAGGUUAACUAUUUAUCAUCAUUUACGGUUAUAAAAGAGGAUAUCUUUUUAGGACAAAAAUAUAAAUAUUCAUUUUGCGUUGUCUCUCGUGAUAAUUUUAUUUAUAUUGGCUAAGAAAUAUAGUUCGGAAACUAUUUACUAUUUUAGAUAAUAGAAAAACCGCAUACCCUAGAAGAAUUAUGAGUGCCGAUUACUUGUAUUAUUCCCACGAAAAACUGCAAAAUUUUAUAGGGCAAUCUAAAAAUGCAGAUGAAGGUGUAAUGGAAUACCUGAGGAAUGUUAAAUAUGCAUCUGUACACGAUUUUGCACCAGGACUGGAAUGGUUUAAUACCAGUGAACCUUUAUCAUUUGCCAAACACCUACAUGGAAAAAUAGUUGUUUUGGAUUUCUUCACCUAUUGCUGCAUUAACUGCAUGCACAUUAUUCCAGACUUAAGAGAAAUCGAAAGCAAGUUUUCUGUAGAAGAUGGUUUGGUUGUAGUUGGUGUUCAUAGUGCUAAAUUUGAAAAUGAAAAAAUAUCAUCCAACAUCUUGGCUGCCGUCCAACGAUACAAUAUAUCUCAUCCAGUAGUCAAUGAUGCCAAUUCUGAAAUGUGGAAAAACUGCGAUGUACAUUGCUGGCCUACUUUGUUGAUAUUAGGCCCAUCGGCCAAUCCCAUUGUGAUGCUUACUGGGGAAGGACAUAAAAAAGAUCUCAUAAUAUAUAUCAAAAACACUUUGAAAUUUUAUAAAGAAAAGGGCAUGAUCUCUAACCACAAGUUACCAAUUAAAUCAGCAUACCAUUUAUUACCAGAUUUGAAAGGACCUCUAUUGUUUCCAGGCAAAGUUACAAAUAUUUUGGACGAAAAUAAUCAUGAGAUAUUAGCUAUAUCUGAUACUGGUAAUAAUAGAAUUUUGGUACUAAAGGAGGAUGGAACUGUUAUGGAACAAAUUGGUGGGAAGAAGUUAGGUUUUAAAGAUGGUAAUUUUGAAGAGGCAGAAUUUAACAAUCCUCAAGGCUUGACAUUUCAAAACAAAGAUGUUCUUUUUGUGGCUGAUACUGAGAAUCAUGCUAUAAGAAAAAUUGACUUUAAAACUAGAACUGUAGUGACAGUAGCCGGUACUGGUAAACAGGGUGACGAUCAAAUUGGAGGUCAGAAGGGUCCCCUGCAAUGUAUAUCAUCACCUUGGGACUUAUGCAUAUACCGAACUCGAGAUAUGGACCUCACAUUUCAUCCGGAUGGCAAUCCACCAAUACGAGACGUUCUUAUAAUUGCAAUGGCCGGUACACAUCAAAUUUGGGCACUGUUUCUUGAAGAUACAGUCUGGUGGAAGUGUAAAAAAUAUAUGGCAGGAACAUGUAUAAAUAUUGCUGGUUCUGGUAGAGAAGAAAAUAAAAAUAACAGUUACCCCAACUCUGCUGGUUUUGCACAACCGUCGGGACUUGCGUUAUGCCAGAAAAAUAGGGAACUUUACAUUGCAGACAGUGAAAGCUCCAGCAUUAGAAGGUUAUCUCUAGCUGAUGGAAAAGUUACACCUGUUGUGGGUGGAGACAGAAAUCCACAGAAUCUCUUCGCUUUUGGAGAUAAAGAUGGCACAUUGUUUGAUGCUAAAUUACAACAUGCACUUGGUGUCUGCAUCACUAAGGAUGAAAAAACUCUAUUCGUAACUGAUACUUAUAAUCAUAAAUUAAAAAGAGUGGAAGUAACAGAAAACACAGUUUCUACAAUAACUGUUCCUGCUGAAGAUACUAUAGAUGGCACUACUAGCACUUUUAAAGAGCCGGCUGGUAUAUGUAUCAGCAUGGAUAACAAAAAACUUUACAUAACUGACACAAAUAAUCACCAAAUAAAAGUUUUGCAUUUAAAUAAUAAAUAUAAUGUCAUUAAAAUCGAAAAAUUGGAAUUGAAAUCUCUAGAAGAAAACAAACAAAAGAUCAAAAACUCUUCUUAUGAAAUUAUUACAGGUAAACCCGUUAAAUUAAAUUCGACUGGAGGUAAAAUAAUUUUGUCUAUAAAUUUGAAUUUGGAGAAGGGUUUAAAUCUUACGAAUGGAGCUCCACAGAAUUGGAUUGUUGAUUUACCAGAUGUUACUUGGUCUUCUGUUCCCAAAAAUGGUACAGAUCUCACUCACAUAGAAACUACAAUUAAUGUGCCAAAUCAUAUCAAUUAUAAGGAACAAUAUGUCGAUUUUUUAUUUGAUUUACUCACUUGUACAACUGAUACGUGUUUACCAAAAAGUUUUCUCAUCAAGAUACCAAUAAAGUUUGAGGCAACUGGUAAGAGUAAUGUUGCAGAAAAUAUUAACUUGGUCAUGAAUUCGAGUGACAUCAAGGUGCUCUAAUAUUAUGAGAAAUAAUUAAACAAUAUUAAGAUUUUUCAUAUUUUUAAUUAAUAAUAAUUAUCCAUGGGAAAGGGGUAAAACGAUUUUCUGUGUUUAUAAUAUUGAAAUUGCUUUAUUUUCAUUAUUUACUGAGUAGCUAAAAUCUUAAUACAAAUAAUACAAAAAUAUAUUUUCAGUUUAAUUAAAUCAUUCAAAAUAAGUUAUAAUUAUAUGAAAAGCUUUAAAAAAGAAACGAUUUUUCAAGGUAUUUACAGAAAUAGGUGAAACUCAGUAGGAUUGUCAUUAACCGAUAUAAUAAAUUCCUUAUAUUUGAAGUUAAGUUGAAUACAAUAUGAAGAAUGCUGUAUGAAGUAAAGACGAGGACUCUAAAUCUUAGGGCGAUGAACCAACUGGAGACAUUCGAAAUGUGGCUUUUUCACAGGAGAAUGCUUUAUAUUUCAUGAACACAAUACAAUCAAGAAUGUACUACGAAGAAAAAAUGUCAAAAGAUAUCAUAUCUUUGUCAUAAAUAUCGUCUAUUACAGCUAUUACUCAAGGGCAAGAUCAAAGGCUGCUGUGGAGUUGGAAGAAAGCAACAGUCGUUACUCGGGCGGAUUUUGUCUCCCUUGUGGUACGCAUGCUUUUAAUGGAUGAGUGUCGGAAGUGCUUUCAUUAAUUUUUGUUCUGGCCCUCUAACUCUGUCAUUUGAAGACAUUUUUUGAUUUUAUAAAAUAGGCCUGUGUUGCAAAUCUAGUUGAAAGCUUGGCUAACGUCUAAAAACACUGAUGUGUAGUAUUUUUUAUAGUGCUUGAUUUAUUGUAUUGUGUGGUUUAUCAUUUGUAUUUGUUGUAUAGUUAAAUGUUCCUUUCUAAAUCCAAACUGGUGUAGUGGUAUCCAUUCCUCAGUGUUUGGGUCUGGCGUUGCUGAGAAUAUGAUAACCAGUUUUUGUUCUUUAUCAUCAACUGAUAAAAUGUCUUUUUUAUUCCUUCACUUUUAUCUUAUUUUUGACGUAUCACAAUUGAUAACAGCGUUCGAAAAACACAUCCGUACGUAACGAAAGUCAAAUGAUAACAAAAUAAAAUUUAUUUGUAGGAUGUCGAAAAAGAGUUUCAAAGUAGAGUAAAUAUUUUCUUAUAAUUGAGAAAUGGAAUGAAUACAUGUGACAAAUAAUUUUGUAAUAGAAAUUAUUGCAAAAGUACUUUCACUUAGAUGCUCUCUAGAAUUCUACUAAAUAGAGAGAAUGAAAAAAUAUAAUUAAGCUGAUGAUUCCCUAUAUUAGUUAUUAAUUUGAAGUGUACAUUUUACGACCAAAUGGGGCCAUCCUGCAGAUAAUGACACUUUAUAAGAAUUUCUUUGAAAGAAAAAUUCUCUAAAAUCUACUACAACGAUUACUCCUUGUUGCUGUUAAAAAAAAGCAGCCGUUUUCAAUGAAAAUAUGUCUUAAAAAUAUUUUUCAUAUAAAAUAAAAUUACCUUAAAUACUUUCUGAUACAGAAUGUUAUAAGGAGUUAAUUUUUUUAUUUACUAUCAGGAAUUUACAUCUAAUUUCUAUUCUCAGCUACCAUUUUUUGUUGUUGCUAGAAACACCACAAUAUGUGUACUAUAUAGAUAUUUAUGGAAUUGAUUCAACAGUAUCUUAUUUCAACAACUUCAUAUAACCUUUUGAUGACCUACACGAAUUAAUAUUUUUUCUCUAUUUAAUACAUAUUGAGUAAGUCGUCGAAAAAGUAUAAUCUGAAAGACGUACGGAGCUGGAUAUUCUAUAAUUGUAUGACAAGAUUAUAUUUUCAAUAAAAUCUACUUUUUUUACUUGAAUUCCGGAGUUACACAUUACAAGUAUCUCUAUUUCAUAGGCUUUGAGGUUUUUCAUCAGAUCACAUUUUUUCCCUCAAAUCUUUUCAUCUUCAAUUAAUUGUAUUAUUUAUCUGAAUGUUUUAUAAUUUAUACAUGGAGCUACUGAUUUACAAGAUAAAAAUUAUAUUUGUGAUAACAUUGAGUCUAAGUUUGCUCCCUAAUGAAACACAUUAUAUUAAACUGAAAAAAAUAUAUAGAUUUUUGUUAAUGAAUGAAAAAUGAAAAUAUUUAAUUGAAAAUCGCAAGAAUUUUUCAUUGGUUUUUUGUGCCGUUAUAGGUUUAAUAAAAACAUUGAGCAGUUGACUUACAAAAUUUUUAAAUUUUCAAUAAUUAUGUUCGCUAUAAAUAAAUAUUGAUCAAAUAUUUUUUUUCCAAACCAUCCAAGUACCCUAUUCAGUGAGGGCUAACAAGAUUUGACUCGUAGAUGUUACCACAUGCUCCAUAUGAAUUAAAGACUGAACUUUGUAGUUAUAUUAAAGGAGGACCAUAGUCAAUCAGUAGAAUUAAAAUAUCUCGGAAACAAUAAAUAUUAUACGGAUCAAAGAAGUAAACGUUUUCCCUUCAAAAAAAUGUAGGUGAUUUCAAACCAUAUGCACAUAUCUGGCGACAUCUACGAUCUAAGUCAAAUCCUUCCACAUUAACAAAAAUCUACAUAAUUUCAUUUUAAAUCAUCUUGUAUCUCACUAUACUUAUACUUAUUGUGACAUUAAUGAAAAUAUUUCUGCCUUUUAAUGUGUGGUUACAAUUUGUGUCACUACUUCUACACACUGUCUGUCUACAGGGUAUUGUUGUAAGGUGUAUGUAAAAUGAUUUUAGAGGUAUAUAGGCCAGGAACCAGCGGUAAAAAACUUCAAAACUGUGGAAUUUUGUUAAUCAACGUCGAUUUUUAUGAAAAUUUGAAUUCAAGCUCAACUUCUCCCUUAUUCAAAAGGAUGUUUUUCAUUUUUUAGGGGCGAAAACUACCCUUUAUUGUGAAAAAAUUAAAAAUCUUCAUUUUUAGCAUGUAUUUGAGUAAAAUACAGUUUAAAUGAAUUAUUCUUGGAUCUAUUGAUGUUUUAAAACAAGUUUGUGAUUAAUAGAACUCUUGCAACUCCUCUGAGAGUAGUACCAUUCAAACCUUUUUUUAUAAUCUCAAUUUUCAUGAAAAUUUGAAUUCAAGCUCCUCGCACUCUUUUCUAUGAUGGACUUUUUAUAUUUUGGGGGUGUAAAUUACGAAUUUUAUUGUCAUUCUCAAACAUGUUUUUGAUCAAUCAGAUUCAUUCAACCCUAAUCAAAAGUUAAAGAAUUCUUUUAUAAUUAAAAAUUAUUCCAAAGUGAAUUUAUAUUGAAUUAAGAAUAUUUCAUCAGUAUUUUCAAGUAGUAUUGCUUUUGAAAUAUUUAAACCCUUGUGAAACCCACCUUCAACGACCAAAAAUUUGAAAAUUGCAAUUAAAAUAUUUUAACAUAAGCAAUAAAAAAAUGAAAAUAUUCUUAAAAACAAUAAAAAAUUUUAUUUAGAAAAAAUUGUAAAAUACAAUUUUGCAUAUAUUAUAUUUCAUCAUCACUAAUAUUUUUUUGCUCGAAUCUCUUUGUUUUUGAUUUUGUUCCUAAUGAUUUUGCUGAUAAAAAGAGAACUUUUCAAGUUAUUUAUGAAAAACGGUAGAAAAUAUACGUUUUUUUUAAUGAAUAAUGAGCAGUUUCAAUCAUUAAUAAUUCUAAAAGUAUCAUCUUUAGAAAAAUCUUUGAGGACCAAAAAUUGCUUGAAAUUAGUCAAUCUAUCGACCCACGAGAUUAUUGGUGGCUUUCAUCUCCAGGGCAAAAACACCCUUCGGCACAGGGUAGAUUUUGAAGGUUAUUAAUACUACCUUCAUACCAAUUUUCAAGAAAAUCGACCUUGAUCAUCAAAAUUUCACAAGAAAUCCGCUGAUACUUGGUCUAAUAGGCAUUUGUAUUUAUGAAAUCUGUGAUAGUUGGUAAUUUGGAUAUACCGUAGAUCAACGCCACAAUUAUUUACGAUAGUAUAAGGGAACAUACUCUUAAACUUUUUCUUUUAAAACAAUAUUUUAAAAAAUAUAAAAAUAUAGGGUAUUUGACAAAUUUUGAGAAAGUAGUUCAAAGGAUGUAUGUACCUAUAAUUUGACGUACAAAAUUAUAAUAAUAUUUUUAUAUUAUCAUAACAAUCAAAAUUAAGCAUUUACAUUUUCGUUCUUUAUCAAUAUUGCAGAGUACUGACGUUAGUAUAUAGUAAGCUUGUAAACAGUUAACAGCAUUCUUUAGUGUUUAUUUGCUAUGUUAUUAUAAUUUUUUUUAAAGUAGGGUAUAGUGCCUCGGUGUACUAAUACUUAAUUGAAAAAUGAAGAAAUGAAAACAGUGAUUACAACUAGUCAGAAGAGAAAUUCACAAUAAAUAUUUUGUAUUCAAAAUUUGUGAAAAUAAGCAUUUAAAGUGUUUACCAAAUAUGUUUCAUUUUUGCAUUUGUUAUAUAUAAAUCCACUUAUUUUAGUUAUAUUAUUAUUCGUCCAAUGAUUUGGAAAAUCUUAUGCUAUACAAUUUAAUUCAUUUCAUCAUGAAUAAUAUGGUGUAAGAAAAAAAUGAAAAUUGAUUUAACAAUUCAUAAUAAAGUAGGACAGUGCAUAGUAAUUUAAUUAAUAUGACCAAUGUUAGAAUUAAUUAGGUAUCAAACUAAAUUUUAGAAAUUCACUUUUUGUUUUUAAUUGCAAAUUAAAAAGUGAAUAGGUUAGGUUAGGUUAACAUGGUGAUCUCCACUUUUCAGCCGAGAUCCACUCGGAAGCUUUAGGCCCAUUCUGAUGCCCUUGCUGACUUUUUAGUCAGCACCAUUUCACGCCCCUUCCCGAUCUCUUCCGUUGCCAGGUCCUUGCCCCCUUCCCAAGCUUUUCCAGUUUGCAAAGUGAUUCAGGUCCUUAACACCCAGCUCCGGUGCUUCUUCCAGACAUUCCAAAGGUUCACUCCCUAUGCAUUGUAGUUGUUUCGACGCCAAGGCUGUGCAGUGAAUAAUAUAUAUAUAUAGUUUUAAUAUUGCACAUCAUAAUUUUAUUAAAAUAAUGAAAUUAAAACUCAAUCCAAAUAAUAUAACUUUAAUGUAAAUAAAAGAAAAAAUAACCCAUCAACUAAAUAAUAUAUAUUUCUUUAAUUUUUUAUAUCUUUUGAUUUGUUCAUGUUUCUAAAUGUUCUUGAUUUCAGGUCUCUUUUGUUUCAAAAUUAGUUUUUCUAAUAAUUUUUAAAAUAUAUAUAAAAAUUGAGGUUUCGACUAAUUUUAAGUAUUAAAUAUUUUGAUAAAGACUUGCUGACUUACCUCAUUUUAUAAAUUUAUUAUUUUUAUAGAUACUUUUAAAAAUAUAUAUCUUAUGCGAGAAAGUAUCAAUUAAAAGGCAA
Molecule: messenger RNA, 11183 nt
Organism: Diorhabda carinulata
Lineage: Eukaryota; Metazoa; Arthropoda; Insecta; Coleoptera; Chrysomelidae
Product: NHL repeat-containing protein 2
Exons: 8
Coding region: 3838-5979 (713 amino acids)
Molecular function (GO): protein binding
Source: RefSeq, a predicted model, not a curated record